AAAAAGUUCAAGGGUAGAAAUAUAAGUGAUAUACAUUCAGCCAGUACUUAAAAUAGCCAUGGCAGGCGAUGGACAUUAGAUUGCUUAGGAUUGGAUACACAUCUUGCAUCUCUUGGGGAGCAGAAAGAGCUGUAACUGUAGCAAUCUUCUCUGUCUUGAAUGGUGACAGAUCCUGCCUUAAGGCAGAAGGUUCCACAAGUUGGCUUCUCCAGGGCCCUUCUAGACAUGCAAUUCUCUGAGCCGCUUUCUGUUGCUGGCCUUUAGAUGCUCAGACUGAACUAGACACGGCCAAGCAUGUGCCCUUUCAGGCACUCCAGCAGUGCCAUCAGCAGCAAGGAGAGCAUCUAUUCCGACUGAAGACUUCACUCAAAGGCGGCGGCGCGGCGGGGCUUCCAGCUCGGCCAGCGGCUGCAGCGGCGCCGGCUUCCGGAGUCCCGCCGCGAAGAUGCUCAAAGUCACCGUGCCCUCCUGCUCCUCCUCGUCCUGCUCUUCGGUCACCGCCAGUGCAGCCCCGGGGGCCGGGAGCCUCGUCCCGGAUUACUGGAUCGACGGCUCCAACAGGGAUGCUCUGAGCGAUUUCUUCGAGGUGGAGUCGGAGCUGGGACGGGGUGCUACAUCAAUUGUGUACAGAUGCAAACAGAAGGGGACCCAGAAGCCCUUUGCUCUCAAAGUGUUAAAGAAAACAGUGGACAAGAAAAUUGUAAGAACUGAGAUAGGAGUUCUUCUUCGCCUCUCACAUCCAAACAUUAUAAAACUUAAGGAAAUAUUCGAAACCCCUACAGAAAUCAGCCUGGUCCUAGAACUCGUCACAGGAGGAGAGUUAUUUGACAGGAUUGUGGAAAAGGGGUAUUAUAGUGAGCGAGAUGCUGCAGAUGCUGUUAAACAAAUCCUGGAGGCAGUCGCUUACUUACAUGAAAAUGGGAUCGUCCAUCGUGAUCUCAAACCCGAGAAUCUUCUGUAUGCGACCCCGGCCCCAGAUGCACCACUUAAAAUCGCUGAUUUUGGACUCUCUAAAAUUGUGGAACACCAAGUACUCAUGAAGACAGUGUGUGGAACCCCAGGGUACUGCGCACCUGAAAUUCUUAGAGGCUGUGCCUAUGGACCUGAGGUGGACAUGUGGUCUGUAGGAAUAAUCACCUACAUUUUACUUUGUGGGUUUGAACCAUUCUAUGAUGAAAGAGGUGAUCAGUUCAUGUUCAGGAGAAUUCUGAAUUGUGAAUAUUACUUUAUCUCCCCCUGGUGGGAUGAAGUAUCUCUAAACGCCAAGGACUUGGUCAGAAAAUUAAUUGUUUUGGACCCUAAGAAACGGCUGACGACCUUUCAAGCUCUCCAGCAUCCAUGGGUGACAGGUAAAGCAGCCAAUUUUGUACACAUGGAUACUGCUCAAAAGAAGCUCCAAGAAUUCAACGCUCGGCGCAAGCUGAAGGCAGCAGUGAAGGCAGUAGUGGCCUCCUCCCGACUGGGAAGUGCCAGCAGCAGUCACAGCAGCAUCCAGGAGAGUCAGAAGUCUGGCCAAGAACCAUCGCCAACCCAAGAGUGCAAUGAGGACAUCAGAGCUAUUCCACAAGAAGAGAAUAUUCAAGGAGAUGGGGUCCACAUGAUAGUUGAAGCCACAGAGGCUAAGCUGAUAGAGGAGGUAAAAGAUGCAGAUAUAAAUGCUGAAGAGGCCCCCAAGAUGGUGCCUGAUGGGAUAAAGGUGGCUGAUCUGGCGAGAGAGAAGGGCGGAGUGGAGAAGCUGAAGCCUAUGGAGGAAGCAGCAGACCCCAAAGAGGAGCAGGAAAUCCCUACCAUGGGACUUGGACUUUCACAACAACAUGUGAUCCUGCCAGACUACUAAAUCGGCUUUCUUCAGAUCUGGAGGCCAAACUCUAGCAUUUUACGUACUUUGUCUUUCAGCAAGGAAGGUGUGGAAGCAUGAUAAGCCCUCUAGUGAUUCUGUUUUUGAGGUGCAAAAAAAUACAUAUAUGCCAGUUGGUAACUCUAUGUCAAUGCAUGUGACUGCUUUAUGAAAAUAAUUGUGUUUUCUAUGGCAUGUAAUGGAUACCUAAUACCAGCGAGUUAAAUUGAACUUGCAAGUAACACAACACUUAAAAACAUACAUUUUUCAGCAAUCAGUGGCACACAUUUGAAGUAAAUAAUAGCAAAUUGGUUUUUCAUUGAAAAUCAAGCCAUCUUACAUCCUCUGGGUUUAAGGCAGUAACCCCUUUGAACUACUGCUCAGCUAAUACCAGGUAGUGCUACAAGACAUGUUCCCAUGACUUUCCCAAUAUUUACUUUUCAUCAUUAAUGUGUUCAAACUGUUUACAAGCAUAUGAUAGGUGAUAGUUGUACAAUAUGUGCAAAAAAAUUUCAUUUAAAAUGGUAAGAAAUAUUCACAAGGGUCGUGAAUCCCAUAUGCCUCAAAAGCUUAUGUGGAAAAUGCCUUUUUAUUUUAUUCUUUCUUACAUAUGUAAUGAUAAUAAAAAUGUUCUCCCGUAAAAUUCUACCAUUUUAUACUCCUGAAGAAAGUAUUUUACAGACUCAUGCUGAGGUUCACUCUUCCCCUUCACCUGCUAUCCAGUAAGAUGCCCUUCAAAUGGACAAAAUAUAGGGAAGAAUAUAAAGACAUUUAGGGAAGAAAAGGAGAUAAAAAUGGGACUUAGGCUAACAAAGAUAAGAUUGAUUCCUUUUCAUUUUCCAGGAAUAAUUAUGUUUAUUUGUGAAUGUAUACAACCUUAUAGAUAAUAAUAUUGUGUGAAUUAACUACAAAAACAAGCUUUAAAUAUUUUUUAAAAAUCUAUUCCACAGUUUGAUGCCAAAAUGUCUGAAGAGAGUGAGAAUAACAUGUUCCGUUAUCAGAUUGUUCAUUAUUAUAAAGAAACAUUAUUGUUGACAAAAGCUUUUCCCCUCCUUUAGUUGAAGAUUAUUUAGAUAUCCUGUUUAUGGAUUUAAAAAUAACUAUAAAAAGCUAGUGUAUCUUUUGCUUAUACCACAUUUUGCAAUGUAGUUUUGAAAUUUUCCAUGUCAAAAAUUUUAGCACAAUGUAAAUUUGUAUUGACCUUAAAAAACAAAAAGAAAAAAAACCCCACCAAUUUUAAAUCAGACUCUUAAAAAGCUGAAACAUUAGACCUAAUGUAUUAUUAUGAUUUAUUUCCAGAAUAAAUAUUUUUCUUUAACUUCCAUAGGAACAUUUUUCCUUCAUAGAAAUUACACUAAGUCCAAGCAUCACAAAUUUAUUUCUAGUUUGAGCUGAAAUAAACAUUUAAUCAAAAUAAUUAUGUAUAAUAUUUUGGUGGAGUUUUUUUAAUUUAAAAAAAGAAUUAUUUUCAAAGUCCAAAAUGAAGGCAAUAAAAAAAAUCACCAGAUUAUAAAAAUCUUCAUGGAAUAAACAGAUCUUAAAUUAUUUUGACUCUUCCUCAAAAUUAUUAAAUUGGAAAAUAAAAUUAAAUCUUUGGUUUUUAGAGAGUAUUAGAUCUCAUUAUACACACAUUCUGCUUUCUGGGCACAAAUUCUCAUGAAAAGAAAACAAGGUAGACCAGUUUGUAUUCCAUAGUUCAGGCUCUGUCAGGUCACUGGUUUGCAGAGAAAAACCCUUAAGUAGCGUAUCAUCUAAGGUCAGAUGACUGUUUGGGGUUUUGAUUUACUUUUAUUAGUUAAUAGUGCUUAUGCUAUUCUUUCCUCUUUCCUUCCUUUUUCUUUUAAUUAGACCCUCUCAGAAUUCUCUUUUGACUUUUAUAAAGGACACACUAUUUUUAAGCUUCAUAAAUUUCCUGUUUAUUAAGCAUUAAAAUUUCCAUUUAAGAAGAAGAGCAAUUUCCUGGUGUAAUUUUCCUUGAGAAACUUAACAGAUAUACAUAUAAAAUAUCCCAUAUAGUAUUAGAGCAAGGAAGAAAGGAAAAGGAGCUUUCUUGGAAAGUGGCAUUUAGUUGAAAUAUCAGAACACAUCAUCACUCCAAGCUCACCUUAUAUUGUUCCAAGGGCAGAUGUAAUUUCAUUCCAACCCUCGGACUGACCUUAUUGAUUGGCUCUGUGGACUAUAGGAACAGCCUUACAAAUGCCACAGCCAAAAUGUAGUUUAGCACUUACCUACCUAAAUGAUUGCAUAUGACCAUUCAUUGGUGAGUACUCAAGAGUGUUAGGAUAAUUGCUAUAAACUGCAUUAUUAAUCAAUGGGAGUUUUAAAUUUUGACUCCUAUGUAAAAGAUUAUUUCCUGAUAAUCCCCACAUACUAAUGUAGUCAUUUCAGUUGGAAACAUGUCAAGUUUUCAGAAAAAUGAUCAUUUCUAUCAAAUCAAAGUUUUUAUAGAAAUACAUUCUACGUUAGAUAAUUAUGUUACCAUUUUUGAAAAAAGAGUCAACAUUUUUAUUACUUAUUAGAGGGGCUAGGGAUUUAGCUCAGUGGUUUCGCCGCCUGCUGCGCAAGCGCAAGGACCCGAGUUCGAUCCCCGGUACCUAAAAAAAAAAAAAAAAAGCUAAAAAAAAUAUAUAUUACUUAUUAAAACCUGGAUAUAUUAUCUCAAAGAUUACUUAGCCAAAUAAGGAUAGACAAAUAGACUUAAUUUGAAAAACUUCGUUACACUAAUCUUAAUUGACAAUGUCACAAAGCAAUACAUUUUGCAUUUUAGAGCUAACAAGUAUCACAUUAACAGUAUUACAGUAUUGGUUUAUAUUUUAAGAAGUUCAGAUAUACCGUAUAAACUUGAUUCUUUUACCAUGAAGGGCAAUUUUGAAUUAUUUUCCCCAUUAAAAAUAUUUGAUUGUAAUCUCACUAGUUUUUCUCAAAACUGUUAAGAGCUCAUUUGUUCCAGGGACAAAAAGAGUGCUGAAAUUAAAAUAAAAUGGUUGUAGAAGUUAUUGUCUAAAAGAAGUACUAUCUAAUAUAAUGUAAUGUAAGCCUAAUAUGCAAUUUUAAAUUUCAUUAGCCACAUUUUUAAAAGUAAAAAGCUUAAAUUAAUUAUAAUGUAUUUAAUCUAAUAUAUCCAAAUUAUGGUUAUAAAUAUAGUCAUUAUUAAAAAUGAGACUUUGAAUUAUUUUUAUACCAAGUUUUCAAAAUUAGAAGUGUAUAUAAUACCUUUGAUCUAUCCAUUAGUCAAUAGCCACAUGUAGCUAGUGGCUCCUAUAUUAGACAGUAUAGGUCUAGAGUACAUUUUAUUUUAAGCAAAGUUACAUUUGAAUUUCAGUUCUUAGAUCUGAGCUGCUUCAGUUUUCCACACUGCAGAGUUGGUGAGAAGCAAACAAAUGUUUCAGAAAUAUUGUAGAGUGAAAUAAAUAAAAUCUAUUGGCUAUUGCUAUCCAUUCAUGUGCCUCAGAGAAGUAUUUCCCAGCAUGACUUCAAAGAACAACACCUUCCUGCACUGUUAAAUUGUCUAUGACUACAGUCCCUCUGUCCCCUUUUUAAGCCCUCGCAUAGUGACUACAGUCUACAGUCUGCGUAGAGCCAUAAAGUCAGUAAUAUUCUUACUUACUAAAAUCUACUAUGGGCCAGUCACAUGUCCCCAUUGAGAAAAGACUACAAACAGGAUCCAGAUUUUAUUUCCUAGAUUAACAGGACACCAUCUCUAUGCCACAGGCAACAUGUCUUUCUAGAAAUUACUGAAAUAUACAAAUAUGCAUGAUGAAGAUUAUAUGAUGAUGGUGAUAUUAUGCCACUUACCUCGAAAAUAAGACUAUAACCAUUGGCAAGUUUUAGAUUUCCUUGGAAGGGUUUAAUCAACACUGCCAUUACACAUGGAUUUAAAAAAAGACUUUUGGAAUUUUUUUACAUACUGAUUUUAGAAUAAGCAUCAAGGUUCUAUAGACAUUUUCAGUGGUAAACUUAAAAACAAAAGAAUAGUUUGCCUUUUACUGUGACCUCAAUUACAUAGUAUUUUAACAUAUUUUGUAAUUUAGAAUGUUUACCAAUGCCUAGUUCCAGUUUCACAUGCAAGGUAACUGAUCAUGGUUUGUCUACAAGCUGACGAUUUAAAGGGAGACAUUUUGUUUUAUAAUUCAGUUUUUAUUGUACAGAAGCAGCUGUUGUAUUUCAAAUUGGAAAAGGAAAAGUAGAUGCUAGAAAAGGCAAAGGAUAAAAUUGGUAAAUCAUUUAUUCUGGUUUAGGAUAGUCCUUGCAGAGCCAAUUAAAAAGAAAAAAAAAAAGAAGUCAACAAAGUGAAUUAGCACCAGGUUAUUCCUGAAGGUUGACUCCAUAUAUAAUUGACAGAUACACAGAGCAGAGUCAGUUACAUAAUUACAAUGUCAUUGUGUAAUUUUCUUGUCAUUGUAAAGUAUUCAGUCUGGUUGUGCAGUUCUAUUUAAUGGAAAUUUCCAGACAUUUAUUUAUUUGAUAGAUUUUAUAAUAUCUUUGUAAUUAGUGCCUAUUAGGACAUAUUCUAAUUUCUUUAAUGUUCAUUACUAAUAUGUUUCUGAUCAGGGUCAUUGACAACAUUUGAGCAUUUGAGUAGUUGGAUGCUACUUAAUGAUUAGACUGUGUGUCUGCAAAGUUUUUUGAAAAACUCUUUAUGCACAUGUAAUUUCAAUAAUGAUUAUAAUAUUCAUACUACAUAAUACACAGAAAUAUACACAAUACUUUUCUGAAAUAUAUUUUUUAACAUCCUUUCAAUCCACUGAUACAUUCAGGGUGAAUUUCCAGCUUUUGACAGAUGGAAAAAGAAAGUGAGAAAUCUGAAUGAUACUAGAUUUCCUCUUUCUGUAUUUUGACCUGUUAAGGGCAACUUUUUGUCAUUAUUACUUCUUGUGGGUAUUAUUUGAGAUCCUAUAAUGUAAUCUCAGCCCAAUAAUUUUAUACUUAUCUUGAUUGUGUUUGGUUAAAAUUUUUAAAAUAUUUGUCAUAAAUACUUAUGAUGUACUCAAGGUGGCUUGAUUGCAUAAUUUUAGCUUCCUGUAGAGUCUCAGUCUGCUCCCUGUCAUCUGGCCCAGAGACCCACUUAGAUCAAGAUAGAAGCCUCCUCAUCAAGGAAGGGCAUCUAACAAAUUCACAAGAAUCAGACAUUGCUGUAGAGAAGAGUCCAAGGAUACAACCUGGCUGGGCUCAAAUUAGCCAAGUAGGGGAAAACUUCUUCCCAUGUUCUGAUUAAAAAAUUGAAAGUGAUGUUUGAAUAUUGGCGUAUUCCCACUGGCCAAUAAUGCAAAAAUGAGAUUCCACCAAUUGUUUUCUUUUUUCUUGUCUUGAUUUGCUACUAUGUGUCCCAAAUCAUAAUUUUAGUUCAUCUCUAUGGCUCAGGCUAGUACUGUGAGGUCCUCUAAAGCCUUGACAGGAGCAUCCCAGACUAGCAGGAGAAGCAUGGGAUUCUUACUGGACCAGAAUUUAGUUUAAAAGUCUUGCUGCAAAAUCAUUCUGUGCUUGUUAAUAGUUGCUUUCAGUGUAUUUUAAAGAUUGACCUGGAAAACCCAUGGAUAUGAAAUAUUUGUAUCAGACAGGAUCUUUGCUGUGAUCAUGUGAAAAUGACAAAUAUUUAAUCUUCAGUCAGACUGAAUAAUCUUUAUUUUCCAUAUAAAGGAUUAUUUCAAGUUACUCAAAUACAACAGAUGCUACAUUAGAGUUUAUGAAAGCUGUUGUUUUCCCUGGCUCUCUCUCAACCUUGACAAUCAGUUCUGAAUGAUAAAAAUGUGCUAGAUUUGACUUUUCUUGGUCCUUUGCCUGAUACAAGGAUAAUAUUUAAUCUGUUUUACAAAGCAUACAAUUAAGUAUGAACAUAAAUUGAAAACUAUCAUCUCAUAAUUGCCCCCCUUUAACCUGACCUAUUUUAUAUGCCUGCAAUAUAGCUAUAGUAGCAUAGAUCACAAACAGUACAUUCAUGAUUUAUUAAUUUUUUCUAUUCAUAGCACCCUUCAUCUCAGUAAUGUUUUCAUGGUCAUCUGUAAAUCAAAAGAGUGUUCUAACAUGUCCAUUUAUUAUGCAAUUAGGUCAAAAUGGCAUCAUAAUAGUGUUUUAUUCCAUAUCUGAUAAAUGUUGGUUUGUUCUUCAAGAUUUUAAAAUGUUCUAUAAGUUCAGUGAGUGGGAAUCAGUGAGUGAGAACAGUUGAUUUAGUGGUUUAAGUAAUUCUUUAUGCCCAAUUACCUUAGGAUACAGACAAAAAGGAUCAUUAAUAAGAGGGGCUAAUGUUAACAUUUAUUUUUGCUUGAAUAUCAAUCAUGCUUGCCUAAUUGUUUUUUUGAGAUAUACAUAGGAAACAAAUGUGGAUUUUCUUAAAAAAAGUAAUUCUCACAUAAUUUACCAUGGAAUGAAAUUUAAAUCUCCAAAGGACAGGUUUUAGGAGUCAGCCAAAUAAUAGUUCACAGAGCAAAUUGCCAGUGGCCCCUUUUUAUUGGAACACCCACUGCCAAACUAAUUUAUGUAUUGUUUGUGUUCAGGUUGCCAGGGGAAAGUUGAGUAACUUUCAGUGGCAGCUAUAGCAAGCCACACCUAAAAUGUUUACCUAGCCCUUCACAGCAAAAAAAAAAGGAUCCCAGUUUUUUAUGGAACUUCAUGUUUUUUGAUAACUUCUAGGAAUACAUAUUUCCACAGUACAGGGGCUUUGUUUUUCCCUUUGUUUAAGGUCCUUUUUUCCAUUGUUUCUGAGAAAGUUAGGUGACUUUUCUCUUAUGUUGCAGAGAUCUCAAAACAAAAUUGUGAUAAAGAUACAAGAGCGAAAUUUCCCUGCAAAACUAAAAAUUCAAAAUUGUGUCAUUCCUGAAAAAAGAAAUUUAGAGUACAAAUUGAGUUGGUUGAGAGUGGAAAAUUAAGCUUUCUAGUAUUUUGAAUGGGUUUUAGAAAUUUGAUCUUUAUAUUUUAAAAUCAUAUAAAUGACACAAUACACUAGUAUUUGCCUGCAUUUAACUCAAUCUGAAGCUGUUGCUUAGUAAGCUAAGAAAUGACAGUCCUUUGGUUAUGUAUCUCUCAAAAUAUUCUGAAGUAAUUUAUAUUAAUCAGAUUUUCAUUAUUAUAUGGUAUUCUAUGAGACAAUGACUUGCUCAUCAGUAAUUCAGGAAUAGGGAAACAGCCAGUUCUUCUAUAUAAGAAAGAUACUUCCCAAUGCCCACGCUUUUCUGGGUGUUCUAUAUUUCAUUUCUUUGAAAAGAAAGGGCAUUCUUGCUGAAAAGAGUAAAUGCUUUCAUCUACUUUUCUUACAUAUUUAGAAAUCCAAGAAGGACCUUUUCUUAGUUUAUUUCUGUCAUAGAGAAAUUACUCAUUCCAAAAUAUCUGCCUUCGGGGAAGCAGGUGACCUGGAUACUGAAAGUUUGGCAUUCAUGACUCUUGUCUUUCAGUUUGACUUUCAACGUAUGUAACCAAAAACUGGCAAAUGAAGUAUUGACUAGAAAACCAAAUAUCAACAUUUUAUUAGGAAUAAGUAAAACUGUAGGAUGACUCUAAGUAAAAUAUUCUUUAAAAUAUUUCAGCAAUUGAUAAUAUCAUCUAGCCAUUAGGAUAUAUUAUAGAACUCAGAACUCACUGACCAGUUCAUCAUGGUUGAUACAUUGAUAUGAGAGACAUGGAUAAUAUUUAAUCUGUUUUGUAAAGGAUGCAAUUAAGUGUGACCAUAAAUUGAAAACUAUCAUCUGCUAAUUACCUACCUAUCUUAUAGUAGAAUCAGAGAGGGAAAGAUGAAAAUAUAGAUUAGAAGUCUACAUCCUCACCUACUCAUCUGGGUUGCUCAGAGUCUGAAAGCUGUCACUGAUGUACUUAAAUAUCUUAGAAAUGAGUAGACCAAAGUUAAUAAGUAGUUUUCUUCCCCAAAAUUAAACAGCAUACUUUAGGGGAUAUUGAGCCUCCACCAAAAACACAUUUUAUGGAAAUGGUACGCCAGUUUUGAAGCUCCUCAAAAAGAGCCCAUUUUAGGAACUCAUUUUCCUGGUAAAGUUUCCAGAAAAACUUUUACAUGUAAUGGAGGAGUCAGAGCUGAACAGUGCUAGCCUCCAAGAGUGGUCUUUUUAGUUAGAAGGAAAAGACAGGUACACAUAUGCCUAUGCUAAUUCUAGGUAAGGGUAAGCCCUCCAGGGAUGGAAAGAAGGAAAUCCUCCUUUCUGCCAGGAAUGAUUGAGGAAAGCUUCAUAGAAAGUCAGAUUGAGUUGAAGGUGGGGAGAAUCAUUGUAGAUAAGGAGAAAAGAGCCAUGUCGGGGAAGGACUGGCCUGAGCACAGACGGAGUUGUGGAAGGCUUCAUGAAGAAAUGUAGGGCAAAGUAGUAGAAGAACAGCUAUGGUAUGAAAGGCUGAAAUCCACAGAGAAGUGUCGCCAAGUCUGCAUCAGUCUCAAAUCUUGUGCAAAAUGAAUUAGAUUCCUUGCUCCAUUAUUGUUCUGGGUAGACAAAGGCACAGCCUUUCCUCAGAGCAUCUAGCCCUCCAUACUGGGGUAAUCUGGGAAGCCUCUAGGUACAAUAAAAAUCACCAAACACAUCAAAGGCGAUUUUUGCAAAUCACUAAAGCCCAGCACUGAAAAUAAAAACUCCACUGGCUGGGUAUUCAUUGACAAAAUAAGGUAAACUAUGGAAGUGAUUAUCUGUGUAAGUUUUUCAAACUACCAGUUUCUAAAAAUUCUCUUUCUCCACCCAGAAAAUCACCUACUUGCUAAAGCUUUGCUAGUGGAGGCGCAAGUCAAGGUUACUGUUGGCUUUAUUUCAAAUCUUUUAAAUUAUUUGACCUGAAAAGGCAAUUCCCACAGGACCUGAAAUAGAAAUCUCCCUGAAAGUUGACAUCAAAUAACAAUUUACAGGAAGCAAUGUCUCAAACAACAAAAUUUGAAUGAUCUGAACUGCUUUGUCCCCAAAUAUCAGUCUUAUUCUAUGAAGUUGUUUCUUCAUCCUUCUUUUAUUCAAUUUACAUGCUCUUUUAUAUCAGUCAUUGCAGGCAAUAUUUUCACCCCCAUCUGCAAAGAACUUUAAAAAAAUUACCAACUAGGAUCAGAUUGCAGUUUGAAUACUUAUAGUUGUCUUGCAACUUUGCUUCUUUCUGAUAUCUGUGAUUAAUGAAUGGCUGCAUCAUUCCACAGGACAACUGAAAUAAAGACAGAUGGGGACAAAAAUUGACUAUCCUCUCAGUGAUGGAAGAGAAGCUAAAAAGUAGAGAUACUGUUAGGGUAUAAAAAACAUAGGUUAGCAAGUGCAGAGAAAGGUAAACUUCAAAAAAGGAGUUUUGGGGCUCGUGUGACAUUAUUUUGUAUGUCUUUUCUAUUUUUUCCUAGAUGUAAAAUUGGUAUACCUGGGUUGCCAAGAGCUUUCUUGACUAAAGGGUCAUAAGGACCUCAGUAGCAGCCUGUGGGAUUAAAUUAAUGGAAUACCAUCACAUACAGGGAACUUACAUCUCCAGUAAUUAGACUACACACCAUUAAACAAAAUCAAGAGGCUGCAGGAUUUAGAGGACAAAGUAUAAUAUACAAAUUUACAGAAAGAUUGUAAGUUACCUUCCCAACUUCUAAUUUAAAAGCACUGGAAAAGAAUUUGUGAACGUUUCAUUUUUAAAACUCGUCAAAAUGGUGCUAUUGACUCCUUAAUACAAAGAUAUAUUACAAUAUUUUAGGUAAGUAUAUUGUCUAGCCUGGCCAUAAAUGUAAAUAUAGAAAACAUUUGUAGAGACUUCAUCAAAAUCAUGCCCAUUUGCUUUUUGAGCUGCCAUAUUCUUCUGGUAACUGUGGUGCCUGACCAGAGAGUUCUCACUUUCUACAGAGGAGAUGAGGCAGCCACUGGCUCUCCCAGUUACCCAAAGCUGGGCCGAUGAUAUAGGAACUCACUGUUGCUUCUCCUUGGAUUUAUGUUGGACAAUCUAAUUCAGUGAUUAAAUGUGUUCAUUUGGAGGGAAAGGAUGCUUUCUGGGAAUUUAAAGUAAGAUUUUGUGAUAUGAGCCAAAACGGACAUUGGUAGACUAAUUGUAGAAAUUUACCAUAGUGAGUGACUUCACUCAGACUGUUGCAGUAUGCCAAAAGAAGCCUAUACCUUGCUACUGAGAUAUUUGUAAAGCAAUCUGCAUGUACAGUAUGAUAAUAAACCAUCUAAAAGUCCACCAAAA
This is a messenger RNA of Heterocephalus glaber (naked mole-rat), 11953 nucleotides long. It is a transcript of the gene Camk4, whose product is annotated as calcium/calmodulin dependent protein kinase IV. Gene Ontology annotation, biological process: protein phosphorylation. The record is from RefSeq and is a predicted model, not a curated record. Gene Ontology annotation, molecular function: ATP binding; protein kinase activity. NCBI's taxonomy places the organism in Eukaryota, Metazoa, Chordata, Mammalia, Rodentia, Bathyergidae.